AUGCCCAUGUCGAGUAAAUGGAGCAGAAAGAAACCACACUUCCCUUUACUCGCCGUGCUUUUGGUUUUCAUAGCUUGUUCAGUUCUCUACAACGAAUUCAGCAUUCAACGGAUCCAUGAAAGCACGGAUCAUAUUCCCAGCAGUCAACCAACUCCAUUUACUUAUGUCAAACCAAAUCUUCCUCAACGUGCUUCAGAGGUUUUGGAUAGAUUCAGUGGCUGCAACUCUACUAGGAACUUCAGUGGGAAGAAAAUCCGGUGGGCCGACCCGGAGGCGGAAUUGGGUCGGCGGCGGAGUGUAAGCCAGGAGAGUUGUGAUUUGUUCUCCGGAAAGUGGGUUUUCGAUAAUCGAUCGUACCCGCUUUACGAAGAGUCCGAGUGUCCGUACAUGUCGGAGCAGUUGGCGUGUCAUAAGCAUGGGAGGUCCGAUUUGCAGUACCAGCACUGGAGAUGGCAGCCUCAUGGCUGCAACUUGAAGAGAUGGAAUGCAAUCGAAAUGUGGGAGAAAUUGAGAGGGAAGAGACUAAUGUUUGUGGGAGAUUCUCUGAAUAGAAACCAAUGGAUAUCAAUGGUGUGCUUGUUGCAGUCGGUGAUCCCGGCAAAUAAGAGAUCAAUGACUCCUAAUGCCCAGCUCACAAUUUUCAGAGCAGAGGAAUAUAAUGCGACAGUGGAAUUUCUCUGGGCUCCGCUCCUGGUUGAGUCUAAUUCUGAUGAUCCGGUGAAACACAGACUGACUGAACGAAUCAUCCGUCCCGAUUCAGUACUCAAGCAUUCAGCACAAUGGGAGCAUGCAGAUAUACUAGUUUUUAACUCGUACUUAUGGUGGAGACAAGGCCCGGUCAAGAUGUUGUGGGGUGGUGAGGAAAAUGGAGCCUGCGAGGAGCUCGACGGGUUAGGAGCAAUGGAACUGGCCAUGGGAGCUUGGGCAGACUGGGUAGCAUCAAAGGUCAUUCCCCUCAAGAAACGUGUCUUUUUUGUUACAAUGUCGCCGACACAUUUCUGGAAAAGAGAGUGGGAAGCUGGAAGUGAAGGAAACUGCUAUAACGAAACGAGGCCUAUCGAUCGGGAGGGGUACUGGGGAAGUGGGUCAAACUUGGCUACCAUGCGCAUGGUGGAUGAUUUGGUUUCCCGUUUGGGUUCGAAGGUAUCGGUUAUCAACGUCACACAGCUCUCGGAAUAUCGAAAAGAUGGGCACCCUUCCAUCUAUAGGAAAUUCUGGGAGGCACUCAGCCCACAGCAACUGGGAAACCCUGCAAGCUACUCUGACUGCAUACACUGGUGCUUGCCUGGUGUGCCUGAUGUGUGGAAUGAAUUACUCUUCCAUCUUUUGUAAAUAUCAAGGUUUAUUUUGUUUGUUAAUUAACUGCAAUCGGCUCCCUUGGUUGGUUUGACUGAAAAUGAAAUGAUUAUAUUGUUUUAUUG
Messenger RNA from Hibiscus syriacus, 1421 nucleotides. RefSeq names its product protein trichome birefringence-like 35. The record is from RefSeq and is a predicted model, not a curated record. Gene Ontology annotation, molecular function: O-acetyltransferase activity. The transcript is spliced from 6 exons. Lineage: Eukaryota; Viridiplantae; Streptophyta; Magnoliopsida; Malvales; Malvaceae. Bases 1 to 1332 code for a protein of 443 amino acids. Gene Ontology annotation, cellular component: Golgi apparatus.